GUGACACUUAUCGCCGGGGAAACAGACUUAGACACAACACCCGAUAUGUGUGCCAACUGCAGUUGCCUGUGAGACGGUGUUGAGGGAUUUAAUAGGUAUAGUAUUACUAAAGGCGUAGCUAACGAUAGCUAGACAAGAGACGAGUAUAACGAUAACGAAAAACUAUAACCUCGGAUGCCAGUAUAAACGGAUAUAUGUUUCCAAUCAAACAACGAAUUGAAGAGACCAGCAUGAGCAGUUUUAGUAGACCCGACAGACACAGGACACCGGCCUUCACCAGGGCAACACACCUCAGAACAUCCAAGCCUGACCUGGAGAGAGAUUCAGGCUUCUCAGAUGCCAGCUCUGAGUACCUCAGUACAGUCGAUCUGACUGAUACUGAAGAUGCAGGAAAGACUGGCUCCAUAUUCGGCCAGGACCCGACUGGUCCGCAGGUGGCUGUGAUGGGAGGCUCAUAUGCUGGACUGUCUCCAAUGAUCAUCAUGAACAACUUUGUCCUUAAUCAGCCAUCUCCGAUGGCUCCAGCAGAAAAACAAUGGGGCUUUCCAUCACCCUUAGAAGUGAUGCCUCACUCACAAGUGGUUCUUGUCCAACCAAUGGCAUCAAAUGGCGGCGGCAGCUCUCCAAAGACUUACUCGGAAAAUAUCCAGCAAUCAAAAAGCUACAUGCCCAUCCUCAAGUCAUACCCCAGAAUCGCCCCUCACCCCGUGGACGUGCCCAAUAAGAGGGUGGGAUCCUCCAGGGUGAAGGUGCGUUCAACAUCAGGAUAUGACCAGCGACAGAGGAGGCACCACCACAGCCAUAGGCUUUACAGCGCCCCUAGCUCACAGUCAGCACUGCAAACUCCAGUCAAACCCAUCUCCAGCUCUGAAGCAGCAAACAACCAGGCACAGGCGGCCGAUAGUCAGGAGCAGCUCAUUGAAAAGUCUCUCUACCCGCUGGCAGAAACCAGCUCUCUGUCCCCCUGCACAGAUGAAUUCAGGACAGAGGUGGACAGCGACAAGAUCCAUGCUGACAAAUACCAGGACACCCUCUCAAUGGAAAGCAACAAACUGAAACGUUUCAGCAACACCUACAAUAUUCUCAACAAGUCUGGCUUGCUGGGGAUCACCAUGCGCACAAAGCAGCUGAUCAAGGAAAAUAAGCGCACCCAAGGCCAGCUUCAGCAGCUUCAAGAGCAAACAGCUCUGCUGCUGGAGGCUCUGAGUAGCAGAGACCCACAGCUUUGGACUAAACUCCAGCGCUCUCUGCAGGACAUGGACAAGGAACAGUGGGCGUCUAAAGCUCAAAGAGUCCUGGCAUAAUGUAUUGGUGCAAGUGACCAGCAGUUCUCAAUGUGGGGGACAGAAGGUGAUUUACUGAAUGUGAAAAAAUAUAUUUCAAAUCUUUACAAGAAAAGCUUUCUUUUUGUGAAAUAGUCAACAAAGCAUCUAGCAUUAUAACUAAACAAACAAUAACUGAACCAAACCAUAUGUUAUCUUGCUUUUGUCAGGAAGUUGUUAGUACAAAUUGAUCAUCUUAAAUUUGCAGAUAAUGCAGAAAAAACAUUCAGAACUGCUGGUCUAAGCUCCAAGCAUGAGGCUGCAGCACAUCCACUAUUGCCAAGUGGGAGGUAGAAAGCAUGCUUACAUUUCAAACCCUUGCCUAUAACAAAUUUUCUUGCCUCUGCUGUUUCAAAUUAGCAAGUAUCACUUGCAAUAGGGCUAUGCCUUCUAUAUGACGAACUCCUAGUUGCAUAAACACAUGCCUUACAGCACAUGUGAGGACACAUGGGGUUAAUUCCUUAUACAUGCCUUGAAUGUGAUUUCUGUGGAGAAACAUAAGCAUAGUCUUUACUUUUUAGAUCAAAUAGAAACCCCAGUAUGGAUACAUGUGUCCUGCAUUUCAAUUUUCUCUUAAAUGAGAUGCAUCUUGAAUAAUUUAGUCUUUUUCUAUUUACUUUGUUUUUACGUUGUAUAGUAAAUGAAACUGAAAGAGGAGAUGCCUCCUCCAUCAGGAAGUGUGUAUAACAGCUGGAUUGCUCCCAGUUAGAGCUCAGACGGCUGGCUAAACCAUAACAUUGUUGUUUUUUGGGGUUUUUUUUAUAUAAAUUUGUUGGUUGGUGUCAGUAUUAUUUAUUUUUAAUAUUUUUUUUUUUUUGACCAAGAGUAAAGCUGUGUGAAUAAUGUAAACAAACCGAGCACAUUAUAACGAAUUCAUCAGGUCACUGGUGAAGUAAGCUCUUUUUUUCAAGAUACCUUUAAAGACAUAGGAACGUAGGGAGUUGCGAAAACUCAAAUAGUAGCAAGUGCAGUGUAGUAGCCAUAUAAUUGUCUUGACUUUGCGUAUGUUGCUGCCAUGUUCAUUCCUCAUGCAGUUUUAAGCUUAAUGUGAUGUGGUAUUAAUUGAAACUUUAAGAAAGAGAAAUGACGCAAAAUAUUUUCAUUUAGUUUCCUAUAACAAACUCUUGCACUUUAGUUACAAGAUUACUGAAAACAUUUUUAGACAGAUGCUACGACUUGUUUCUCUAAGUUAGCAUUCUGUCUUGAUAAAAUAAUGUGAAUAUAAAUGUGUAACUGGAUGCCUGUGCCUUUUGACUAUGUUUAGGUUUGUACUUCAUAUCAAAACUUUAGCUGCUUAGAUUUCUGUAGUUCUUUGUGAGCUUCAUGUGGAAGAAAGUUGAAUGCACUUAAAGUUCUCCAAAGAAUUAACAUUCUUCUUUGAAAGGGUAAAACAAACCAUAGCUCUGGUGAGAUAAUACAUUCAGAGUUGCAGUGGAAAGAUAACCAUAAAUACAAAUGAAGCUUGAUUUUUAAACGUUAAGUCUAGUCUAGUCUAGUGUUGUAUUAUUUAUUUUAGCAACAAAACACUGCUGUUGCAAUAUUUUCUAAUCCUGAGUUGUUGUAAGACUGAGAAUUAAUCAAAUCAGUCUUGGUUUUAAGAGGGCAAAAGGAGGGUUAAAAAAAUUAUUUCAAAUGACUUUUCAUAGAUUGUUUUUUUCCCCUGUUAUUGUGAAAUGUGCUUUCUGUAUCUUUUCUUUAGUAAAAGUCACUUUGACUAAUAAUGAA
Molecule: messenger RNA, 3047 nt
Organism: Xiphias gladius (swordfish)
Lineage: Eukaryota; Metazoa; Chordata; Actinopteri; Istiophoriformes; Xiphiidae
Gene: cipca
Product: CLOCK-interacting pacemaker a
Exons: 4
Coding region: 195-1304 (369 amino acids)
Biological process (GO): negative regulation of circadian rhythm; negative regulation of DNA-templated transcription
Cellular component (GO): nucleus
Source: RefSeq, a predicted model, not a curated record